Molecule: messenger RNA, 595 nt
Organism: Aspergillus ochraceoroseus IBT 24754
Lineage: Eukaryota; Fungi; Ascomycota; Eurotiomycetes; Eurotiales; Aspergillaceae
Exons: 1
Coding region: 111-494 (127 amino acids)
Source: RefSeq, a predicted model, not a curated record
UUCAGAACAGUCUCAGCGCCCACUAUAUUAGGCCGGUCAGUUGUCCCCGGUCUAGUUCCAAGGCAAUCUCAUAGCUUCGUAUCAAAACAACACCCAACUUGGUCUCUCAGAUGGAGUUGUUGGGUGUGGUGUCUUGCAUGUCUAUGAGCCACGUCUCAACUACAUUCUGCAGCCCAUUGGCAUUACUAUCAAGGACUUGGUAUACACAUAAAAAGCCGAGGAACGGUAGGUACAUAAACAGGCAGGGAAAGAGAAUCAAACUAUUCCGUCUACACGAACAGCGGUCUGGUUGUAUCCGCCGCAAGCUGGCUAGAACCACUACAAUUGGCAAAGAAAAUCUAAAAAAAGAUAACACUCUUCAGCCAGCGAGAAGCCAAUGGGGAGAUACUGAACUAUUCAUGCUUAUCAUUGGGCUGUCGUGGAUGUCACCGAAGAGAAUCCAACCAUCGGAUACUUAUCCGUGGUAUCUUGUUUACCAGCCUGAGGGAAAGUGAUGAUUAGCCAUGCACACAUUAGAAGUUUUUCUGCGUUAUUAAUUUUUCUGGUCUGGAAGCUCUGGUCCUUAUCAAUAUGCAAUGUGUGAGUCAUUCGUUUG